Messenger RNA from Caenorhabditis sp. 36 PRJEB53466, 1310 nucleotides. NCBI's taxonomy places the organism in Eukaryota, Metazoa, Nematoda, Chromadorea, Rhabditida, Rhabditidae. The record is from the annotation of a GenBank genome assembly.
AUGGGCGCUGGGGCCGGUAAAUUCUUUUUUAACAUUUUACGUGACCCUUUGUAACAUUUCUCUUUUACAGAGGCAUCCGGCGAUGGACCUGCUGGAUCCACUGGAUCGUCAAGCGGGGGCGGCGGACCUUCGUUGACUGGAAAUAUUUUCGGGAACACUUGUUUCAAAGCUUGUGGAAUGGAAGAUAUUCAAUUUGCUGCAAGGGUACGUUGACAUUCCUCCUUGAUCUUUGUCCUAAUUUGUCCAAACCGAAUUUUGCUUUGUUUGCAAAGCUCUCGUGGAAAAACAUGAUACUUUGCUCUUCAGAAAAUUGCAAUUUCUAUUUUUUUACCUGCCAAGAACAACCCCAGAACAAACGCUAUUGUGGCACAAAAGCUCAAAGCAAACAAACAAGCUAUAUAUAUAUAUAUGGCCCUUCAUUGCCAAAGACAGCAAAUAUUGUAUUUACCAUAAAUAGGGAUAAGCAAAAAAUGAUUUCAGGCCGCUGGAGAGAUGUUUUCAACAAUCAAAAUGUGUGUUCUGAUGUCUACAAUCAUCUCCCUUCUACUUCUCGUCCUGCUCUCCGCUGCUUUCUUCUACUUUAUGUGCUCUUACAAUCAGGUGAGAAAUUCGCCAACUUUAUGAUCAGAAGUUGAUAGAAGAUCUGUCAAAAAGUCAAUAUCCAAUCACGUUGAUCAAACAAAUAAGGAUGAUUUUGACGCGCGCGCGGUUUUGUUACGCUCGUUUGCAUCUGAUUGCUUUGAGAAAUUAUUAUGAAAUCGAGAUAGGGAUAGGGACGUUUUGCAACAAAACUUUUUGCCAACAAAAUGAAUGGGCCUCAUUCUGACGUUUUGAAACCGAAAGUUUAAGCGUGGGUAAGAAGCUCGGAGCACUGCAUGCGGCCUGAACAUUUGGCAUAGUUGCAGUUUUCCAAUCGGACCAGAACUUUGCAAGCUUCUUACAAUUGGACUGUAGAUAAUUUGGUCCAAGUUUCAGAUCGAUUGGUUGAUUUACUCAAGAGAUAUGUGGGUGGGAGACCGAACAGUCGGCAUUUUCUUUAGGUCUCAAACUAGUAUAUCUCCGGGCCAGAUUAUCUGAUCGGUCUGAAACUUGAUCACAAGAAACUUCAAUUUAAAUUAAAGAAGCUUGUUGGGGUCAAGGGGAAAUUCAGGCCUGAAAUAGCCUGGGCUAGGCUUUGCGCAGCCCUGCUCUUGUUGAAAAGUUGAAAAUAUGUUUUAUUUCAGAACUGCGCCAACUGCUCCAAGUUCUCACUUCCCUCAUUCUUCAAACGUGUGACUUCGACCCAAAGCCCGAUGACUGCUCAAAAAUGA